Messenger RNA from Exophiala xenobiotica, 2256 nucleotides. RefSeq lists its product as uncharacterized. NCBI's taxonomy places the organism in Eukaryota, Fungi, Ascomycota, Eurotiomycetes, Chaetothyriales, Herpotrichiellaceae. The record is from RefSeq and is a predicted model, not a curated record. The transcript has 5 exons. Bases 136 to 1947 code for a protein of 603 amino acids.
UGACAGCUUGUCUGUGCAGCCCCUGAGCUUGGUCUGAAGAGUCAAAAUCAGCAUAAUAUCACUGUGAAGAAGUCGCGUGCUCACCAGCGGUAAGAGAAUGUAGUGGUCGUCGUCCAUUCUGUCCUUUCAUUAACAAUGUUUUAUCCAACUACUCUGUCGCUCAUUACUUCACUUUGUAUACUGUUCGUAGGAGCUAUCGACACCACUAGCGUUGGUGAUCUCUCCCAUGGCUCCGAUCUACUUUCGUUCAUUACACGACCAGAUAUCCGGGCUCCUCGAUGGAAUGUCACGAAGCAUCACCCAGAGCUGAUUACUCCUGGUUACUGGUUUGUGGGCCCAUACACCAACUGGGCAACGGUCCCAGAGCGAUUAGAGUAUCUGCCUUUCCAAGUUGGACCGCACAUCUACGACGAUAAUGGCGAUCUCGUCUGGAGCGGCGCAGCUCUGGCUCACAAUCGCAAUGCGUUCGACUUUCGAACCUUUGAUGCCAACGGAUCAACUCACUUGUCCUACGUUUUGCAUUACAGCACCAGAAAAGGCGACGAAGAGCAGCACGGACUUGGCGUCUACCUCGAUUCAUCCUUUCGCCGGAAAGGCCGAGUCACUCAUGAUAUUGGGAUCGAAUUCAAUUUUCACGAGUUCGAUCUUCGCAAUGACGGGAAGACGGCAUUGUAUAUCUUUACGGAUCGACCCGUGAAAAAAGACCCGAUCAGCGGCAAAUCUGGAUAUGUCUCGCACGAUUGCCUCAGUGAGCUUGAUAUAGUCACGAAUCAGAAAAAAUUCUGGUGGUGUCCGCUGGACCACGGUGUUACACUGAACGAAACCUACCACCAAACUCCAGACAUGUCAGCCAUAACUGAAAGAGGACCAUGGGACUUCUUCCAUGCAAAUUCGAUUGACAAAUUCGCGGACGGCGACUAUCUGUACUCUGGUCGACACGCAAACACGGUUUACCGCGUCAACCAUACGGACUCAUCCAUUGUAUGGCGCCUCGGUGGAAAGAUAUCGGACUUCUCGAUGGACUUCAAUUUCUCUUCUCAACAUCAUGCAAAAAUACACUCUGAAAGUGGCUCAACAGUGAUCCUGACGCUCCUGGACAACGCAGCCGAUGAUAAAGGAAGGCAGCCCAACACUGCGAAGAUUUCUUCUGCCAUGAUGGUGGAAUUGGAUACGAGCACAAUGACUGCAAAGCUUCUGAACGAAUGGUACCGUCCUGAUGGCAUGAUCAGCGACAAACGCGGCAAUGUGAACAUGAUGCCGAACGGGAACGUCUUCGUGGCCUGGAGCGACAGCGGAUACAUGACUGAGCACACAAGUACAGCCGACAAGAAGCUCGUCUUGGAGGCAAGCUUUGCGUCUUCUCGGUUCUCGACGUAUCGAGCAUACAAGUCGAAUUUCACGGGCAAUCCCAUCGAGCCACCGACGAUAAAAGCGUUCGGCAUACAAGCCGACAGUGACUCAAACUAUGCUAUGACCUCGUUUUACGUUAGCUGGAACGGGGCCACGGAAGUCAAGACCUGGAAGUUCUACGUAUCGCAAAACCGGACGCAGGAAUCAUUCGAGUGCGUCGGGACGGCCAACAAGACGGGAUUCGAGACGACCUUCUCGGAAAAGGGGACCUGGAAGUACGUAUAUGCGCAGGCUCUUGCGGCAAAUGGCUCGAUGCUUGCCAAGAGCAAUGUUGAAAGGACAUCAGCAUGGCCAGGAUCACCUCCAAAGGCCAAGACCGAACCCGCAACCGGGACUCAAGGUUCGAGGAUUGCUUCGACUAUGAAAUCGCAACUCGAGCACAUGAGUUCGGCUGCUGUUGCCGGAUGGGUGUUUUUGAUCAUGCUGAUGCUGCAAGUCGUGCUAAUGGUGUUCCUGUACCGUUAUCGGCGGCGUCCUCGUUACAGCCGGGAGGACGAUCAAGUUGAACUGCUGUCGAAGACUGAAUUUACGGAUUGAUUGUUCUGCCUUUGCAAUGCUGGGGUUAUGUGUUACGAGAAACGAAUAUAUUCUUAUUUUUAUAUAUAGGCCGGUUCGCCGAGAGUACGAGUAUUGUGUUCAUGCAUAUGAAUGUCGGUUGGGCAUUGAGUUCCCUGUACUGCGUAUGAGCAUGAGCAUGAGCAUGAGCACGAGCCUGAAAGGCAGAUGACCUCGACCGUUUAGCCGUGCAUGGAGGCACGUUUACAAGUCGAGCCGGUAAGCACUAUUGACUCGUUGAUCAGGGCUGCUCGUGGGAAGUGGGAAUGUCGUGGCUCGUCUCAACAAGCC